Molecule: messenger RNA, 4839 nt
Organism: Xiphophorus couchianus (Monterrey platyfish)
Lineage: Eukaryota; Metazoa; Chordata; Actinopteri; Cyprinodontiformes; Poeciliidae
Product: microtubule-associated protein tau-like
Exons: 17
Coding region: 171-1769 (532 amino acids)
Biological process (GO): neuron projection development; microtubule cytoskeleton organization
Cellular component (GO): neuron projection
Molecular function (GO): microtubule binding
Source: RefSeq, a predicted model, not a curated record
GUGCACACAGGUUGCAUUUCAGGACUGGGCUCCGCUCCGCGGCGCCCCCGUCCGGCCUACCGCUGCACUGCGCGGAGAAGCUGUGCGUGUGUGUGCGUGUGCGCCCGGUGAGCGACUGCCGCUGAAGAGACAACGCCGCUGUCUGCUGUCAGCCUGACCAGUGACUGGCAAUGGAGUACAUGAACAACGCCUCGAACAGCUACGGUUCUGGAGACACCGUCAGUGCCUCCUUAACGAACAUGACCAUCAAUGACCAGCAUCACCAGGAGAACGGAGUCAAAAUGAAAGAUGAAGAAGCAGUGGUCACUGAAAAUGGGCUGAAAACUGUGUGUGAACUUUCUCAGCCAGAGAGCAACCAGUAUGAUGACGAGUUGCAUCCUGCUACUCCUGCAGAGAAAGGAGCAGAAGUUGCUUCUGAGCUGUCAGACAAUAAAAGCACUUUGAGAAAGGACCAGGAGCAAGUUGCAGGAGGAGCCACUUCAACAGCUCAAGUAAAGACAAAUAAUGGAGAUAAGAGUCAAACUGUCACCACACCACCCUCUUACCUUAAAAGACCCACUGUUGUCACCAAGGGCAACAAAACACCCGGUUCCUCCCGAAACGGCCACAGCUCCAUCCCCAUUAAAGCCACCAGCAGCCCAAGGCCCCGGCAGCCUGGAGGUACUGGUGCUGCAAAGCCUCAAGUCCAAGGAGCCAAAACUACUGCCAGAAGUGCGGCUCAACCAGCUAGUGCCAAGAAACCGCCCACUCCAAAAAAUGAAAAAGAUGCUAGGAGUGGGCAGAGCAGCCCCGGUACGCCCAAGUCCCCCGGCAGCCAGGCACUUUCCGCCGCCGAGGCCAACAAAGUGAAAAAGGUCGCGGUUGUACGUUCCAAUCCAAAAUCUCCUGGAUCGCUGAAAAGCCGUUCUCCGGCUCCUCUGGCUGCUGCGGUGCCGCUGCCUGACCUGAAAAACGUCAGGUCAAAGGUCGGCUCCACAGACAACAUGAAACACCAGCCUGGAGGUGGGAAGGUGCAAAUCGUGGAGCAGAAGUUGGACUUUAGUAGUGUGCAGUCUAAGUGUGGCUCCAAAGACAAUGUCAAACACAAGCCAGGGGGAGGAAAUGUCCAAAUCCUUGAUAAGAAGCUGGACUUAUCCAGCGUCCAAGCUCGCUGUGGUUCUAAAGACAACUUAAAGCACAAGCCUGGAGGAGGAAGGGUUAAAAUACUUGAUCAGAAGUUGGACUUUAGUACUGUCCAGUCUAAGUGUGGCUCCAAAGACAAUAUAAAACAUGCUCCCGGUGGAGGCAACGUGCAAAUUCUUGAUAAGAAGCUGGACUUAAGCAGUGUGCAGUCCCGCUGUGGCUCCAAAGAUAAUAUAAAACAUGUACCCGGUGGUGGCAAUGUUCAAAUCGUGCACAAAAAGAUUGAUUUGAGCAACGUUACAUCAAAAUGUGGAUCGAAAGACAACAUUCAUCACAAGCCAGGUGGUGGAAAUGUGGAGAUCAAAACCGAGAAGAUAGAGUUUAAAGUUCAGUCCAAAGUCGGCUCUCUGGACAACAUUGGUCACGUCCCCGGAGGUGGACAGAGGAAGAUUGAGAGCCACAAGCUGAACUUCCGUGAGGCGGCCAAAGCACGCACCGACCACGGCGCUGAGAUCAUCUCCCUGGAAGACUCGCCCCAGCAGCUCAGCACCGUGUCGUCCUCCGGCAGCAUCAACAUGACCGACUCCCCCCAGCUCUCCACGCUGGCCGACCAGGUGUCCGCCUCUCUGGCCAAGCAGGGCUUGUGAACGUGCCCCCGCCCCGCCUCGCCUCGCACCCGCCCCGCUUCCUGCUCCACCUGCACCACACCACCACGUAGAGGAGUUGUAAUGCCUUCCUCAUUACUUUCACUGGACAUUUUUUUAAGAUACCCAUCACUGUUUAUCCUCCACUAACCUCUUAAAUUUAUCGAGGCGUUACUUUUAGAGAAGAAAAAAAAAAGUCAGAGUAACAGGUAGGCCAAACUGUAUUGAUUUCUCUCUGGGGUCUUCUUGCAAAAUACUUAAACCUUUUGUAGUAAAUAUUUAGGAGUUAAAGCAUCCAGCUGAGCAAAAUGUCCUCAGCGAAUCCGAGUGAAUUGUUUCAUCUCAACACAUCCUGAUGAAAACGAUUUGGUUUCCUGUCACAGACUGUAAACCUUUACCAAUUUCCCUUCGAUGGGUGUUCACUAAUGUUUGGUUUUUUGUUUUUAGAUACACAGAGCAUGAGCCUUGAGAGAGGAGGGCGAAUCCAACUCUUUAGCUCCGGUUUGAUAUAAAGGAACAGUGACGGGCUCUGAUGAAGGUUUGGGAGGAAAAAUGUCAAAAGAAAAGUAGCAAAUUUCUUGUCUAGCCAGAAAAAUGUCUUUCAGACCUCUCUGCUUUCUUUGCUUUGUGUCCCGACAUGUGCUGCACCUCCAGCUACAGUAGGUGACCGUUGGUCGGUGGUGUGGCAAAAAUAAGACCACUGAGGAGCUAAGGGAGGCGCUGCCUGAGCUCGUAUUGAAGUCUGUGGGCUAAAAGGAAACUCUUCCCGUCACCCACUGCCUGAAUUCAGACGUUCAUCCAGACAUGUGAUACGCAGGCCUCAGUUCACCAGUCUAAAGGAUUCCUCAGCACGUCUAUAUUCCUUCAGAACACGACAUUGCAGUAAAUAAAUAUGUGGCUCGAGGCCUUAAGUGUAAUUACAUAUUUUGCGUUUUUACGGUGUUUACAGAUUUUAUGACGUUGACAGCGCAGAUAAACAGUUUAUCACUGCAGCUAUUGCUAUCUUUUAUCUUUGUAGCAGCAAUAUUGAAUUUUGACAACGUAAGGUGUCAAAUAAAUGGAGAUAUCUGAAACUCUUUUUAUACAAAAGAACAUUGGCACUGGAAUAAAAUAAUACAAACUUUAAAUUUAGAAUAGCAGGGGAAAAGUCAGAAUUUUGUCUUUAAUCUCAGAAAUUGACUACUACUUUCUAAAAAUUCUGACAAGAAAGUCUUUAUUUUUUGUCCCUAAGCCUCUUCCGUAUUUUGAAGAGGUAGCUGGAAUUGUAUAAAAUAUGAGAUAUUUGGUUCAACUAAAAGAAUCAGACUUUUGACAGAGAAGAAAUAGCUUGUCUACUUUAUGAUAAAUUGGCUUGCCAUAAACACUGAACCCCCCUAAUCUUACCAUUUUAACCCAAAUGCACAUCGAGCAGACAGUUAAAAUGAAUAUCUGAGCUAACAACCUUUCUGCGUCUCAUAUUGUCAACACAAAAUAUCCUCAGUGGUCUUAUUCCUGGCACACCAUCUUCCACAAAGGCGAUUGGGGAGUUCGCUUUAAAAAAAAAAAAGAAUGGCUAGGAAGUUUGGUUCGCGUUGGGCCAGUUUUAUAAUCGUAUUCUGUGCAUAUAUGACAUGUAUUUGAUAUGAACGGACAUUUGUAUUGUGCCUGCUACUGUCAGUGUUUUUCUUUUCUUGUUUUUUACUGCUCCUGCUGUACAUGCGUUACAGCUUGAUUUAUGGGAAGAAAACCUUAAUACAGAAUUAAAGGGAGGGACUUUAUUGUGUGCAGUAUUUAAACCACAGUAAGCACUAAAAUAAUCAGAACAAGGCUAAUUAGUAAUUAAAAAAGCUCAAUGUAAUAAGAAGCCCAUAAAGGCUUUACUGGAAGUAACUUAAGGAAUUAUUUCAAGUUCUUAUUAAAUUAAAUAGGAAAGAUUAUUUGUUGUUGCCAAGUAGAUCGGUGGAUGAAGGGAUUUUUGUGUGCACUUAAUCAUUAAGGUAAGCAAAAACAAACUGUAAAGCAACAAGUUCACCUCUUCAGGCACUUUAUCAAUACCUCUGCACGUCACCACUAACCAGGAAACACACGCCAUCUGCUUCCCUUUAGAUUCAGACACUUGUAAAUUAUGUGGACACACUUCAAGCACAUUAAACCUUAAAACUGCUGAUUUUAUGCAUUUAAACGGGUAUAAAUCCUUACAAUGAUUCAGAAUCCCAAUGUUAUUUAAAUACCUGUAAGGUUUCUGAAAUUUAAAUUUAAGUCUAAGCUGGUAGUGGUUAACAAGAAAGAACAUUUUGUUUUUCAUUCCCUAAAAAAAAAAUAAAAAUUGGCCUAUUUUGGAGAAAAAAAUGCUGAACCUUUGGCUUUGAUGCCCCAAAUCAAAUGUUAGUUUUGUCAAAUGCUCCAAUUUGUCUGCUAGAAUUGCAUCACCAGUGAUCACAAAGGCCUCUAAUUCCUAUGAUGGAAAAAUCUGGGAAUAUUUAAGCUCUAAAGAUGAUACAUUUAAGGGUUUAUGACACCACAGAAACCCUGCGUAUAGUUUGAUACCAAGGCUCAGUUCGUCAGCUGCUGUUAUUUUCUGCCGGGAAAACAUCCAAAACAUCCCUUUAGUCUCCCCAAUUCCCUCGUGAUCCACUUUGGCACUAAUGAAACAUUCUUGCAUGCGUUUAAUGUAAGACAGCCGUCUGCUUGUUGCCUCCCUUUCACAGAUUGAUCUCCUGGUGUACCCCGUUUGUAUCUGCUCCGGAUUUUUGGAAGGGUGUGCGAAUAAAAAGGGUCAAAACUCAGCAGACGCAUAGAACUCCAAGGUGUGCUCGCAACAUUAUCUGCAUGCUGCCGUCUUUAGUUGCAGUAGACCACGUUCCGUCUCCAGAGAUCAGGACAGAAAUGAGGUGGAGGGAGGGAAGGGGCCUGAUCCCCAGCGUGCUGUGAAGAGGUUCCUGCAGUAACAACACUCACCUUUAUUUUUGGUUACUUCUGACGCUGUACAGAUGUGGAAAUGUGAUUGUUCUUGUUAUUGUGCAUUGAUCAGUAACUGGUUUAUGAUGAUUCUUGUUGCUGUAUAUGUGUAUUUGAAAUAAACGCUGCAAAGUCA